AGUCAAUGGACGGUGUUCGACUGUGGUUUAGCAUGUGACAAAGAAACAUUUGUUUUACUAGUCGCCGUUGAAUAUCAUUUAUUGAUUUAGAUUUGUCGUCUUAGGUACCGUAUCAUUUUUCUCAACAUAGCUAAAUUGUAUAAACAGUUCAUUAGAAUUUAAUAUGACAAGCCGAAAUACAAUUCUGGUAAAUUGCAAUGUAACAAUAACAUUGCAAUCAUUAAGGUAAUGUCAGUAACCAUCAAACAACUGCCAGUUGCUACAUCUCAUCUCUUGGCAAGUAGCCAAGUCAUAACAUCAUGUGUAAGUGUGGUAAAGGAACUUGUAGAGAACUCUCUUGAUGCAGAGGCUACAUCAAUAGACAUCAAGCUAGAAAACAGUGGAUUUGAUAGGAUUGAAGUUCGAGAUAAUGGCCUUGGGGUCAGUAAAGGAGAUGUACAGUUCAUGGGUCAACCUCACUUUACUUCCAAGAUUUCUUCCCACUUUGAUCUAGAUACCUUGAAGACGUACGGUUUCCGUGGAGAAGCUCUGGGAGCUUUGUGUAGUGUGGCAGAUGUAACUGUUGUCACAAAAACUGAAGAAGACAAACUUAGUUUUGUUUAUACACUUGACCACUGUGGAAGAAUUUUGUCUUCUAAACCAUCUCCACUAGGGCAAGGGACAACAGUAGCUGCAACCAAACUUUUUAAGAAUCUCCCUGUGCGGAAACAGUUUUAUGGCUCAGCAAAGCGAAAAAAGGAAGAAAUUAAAAAAGUUGAAGAUCUUCUCAUGGCUUUUUCUAUAAUGCAGCCAGGUGUCAGGUUUUCACUUUAUCACAAUCACAGCCUUAUCUGGCAGAAGAUUGCAGUGCCUGACUUCAGAUCUGCUUUGAUUCAGACUUUAGGAAAUUCUGUGUUCAACAUGAUGAUAUAUGUUAGUAAGAAAGAUGAAGAAACUAAGAUUUUUUUAGAAGGAUUCCUUCCGAAACCUGGUACAUCAAGCCAACAAGCAUGUAGAACAAAUCCUGAUCGCUGUUUUGUGGCUGUAAAUCGACGUCCUGUUCAUUUAAAAGAAAUUGAUAAGCUUAUUAGGCAGCACAUAUGCUCUUCUUUGGGUUUUGAAAAUUCCAAAUCACGAUGGCCAGUCUGUUUUCUCUCAAUAGAUGCACCACCUUCCAAGAUGGAUGUAAAUAUUGACCCAAAUAAGUCAACAGUUCUAUUUCAUUGUAAGGAGGUUGUAAGCAAACUUUUAACAUCACUGUUAGAAUCAACUUAUGGAAGUCUUGAGAAGCCAGAACAAAGGAACAGAGAUCUUAAAGCUACAAAAACAUUUGAUAGGUCACCCUCUUUCAUUGAAAAGGAUGAUAAUGGAGGUUUGAACCAGAAAACUUACAGCUCAGAAGUUAGUAGUAAACUUAAUUCAGAACUAGUCGAACAUAGUACUGAUAGACCAAGCAAGCCUGUUGUGUUUGAUCAUGUGAAAUGUAGAGAUAAAAACCAUAUGGAAUCAGCAAAUGAGAUACUUGAAGGAAGUAUAACCCAUACAUCUCUCCAUAAAUCUAUAUCUUCAUCAGAAAACCUGAAUGCUGAAGAUAGUGACUUGUUUUGCCCUGAUACAAGUUACAAUGUAGACGAGUCUGUUGUCAACUGUGUUGGUCUUCAAAACAAUGAAAGUGAACAUACUGGUUCAACUAAACCUAAUGAUGAAGAUCAUAUUUCUUUGCUUAAAGAAAUUCCAGAAUUUUUUGACAUCAGUGACCAAUCUGUUGCCAACUGUGCUAGUCUUCAAGACAAUGAAAGUGAACAUACUGGUUUAUGUAAGCCUAAUAAUGAAGGUCAGAUUUCUUUACUUAAAGAAAUUCCAGAAUUUUUUGACAGCAGUGGCUCAGAAAAUAUGUUAACAGAAAAUAUGCAUGAGUAUUCUGAUGAUCGAAGCAAUCCAUCAUCUAUUAAUAAAAACACCCUCAGUUGUGGCAGAUUUACUUAUCAUCAGUCCAGAGCACCAAACUGUGACAAACCAAAUGAGGAAGCAAACACCAGUACUGUGGAAGAUAAAAGUUAUAGAAGGGUCUCAUCAACACUUGAAGAUACAGUGGACAGUAGUUUGUCAUUGAGUAAGUCCCCUAAUCAAGAAAAAACAGGAGAAAGUCAUUUGUGGUCUGGUGGAUUCUUAAAAGACCAACAAGGGAAACUAAUACAGCCAGUAUCACUGCUGCAAGCUAAAACAAAACGGCUACUGACUUCACCAGAUGAAUCAUCUUUACCCUCUUCUCCUAACAAAAAAAAGAAACGAGUUGAGGAAAAACAAGGUCAACCUACAUUAUACGAUAUGCUUGGUAACCGACCAAUCAAACGACCUCAGUCUGCCUUUAAUCUAUUCUGUGCUGAAAAUCAAACAGAAGUAACUUUUCAAGACAAGUGCUCAAGUUCAGAAUCAUUCAAGGAAAUUCUCAAGCAAAAGUGGGAAAACCUUCCGGACAAACAAAAGAUGAAAUAUCAUAUAAUGGCUGAAAGAGAUGCUAAGAGGUAUAACAAGGAAGUUAUUCAUGCUGAGAAACAAAAUGCUCAAAGGAAGAAAGAUGUUAAGACGUCUAACAAAUCCAAACACUAUCCAGAUGAAGUGACUGUUGAAUUUGAUAUCAACAAACUCAAUGAAAAACUUAAACAUAAGCAGCAGAGUACUAUGAUAGACACAGAUUUGAUUUUGAUUGGUCAGUUGCCAUCAAGUGGAAUGUGGCUCUGCAUUCAAAAUAGCCAGGUGAUGAUAAUUAAUCACUUUCGCAUGCAAGAAGCCUUACUUUAUCAUCGACUGGUUGCCAGCCACUCUCUUGAAGUAGAGAAGUUACAGGAACCAAUCCUUUUAACACAAAAUAUCAUUGGUGAUGAAUGGUUGUGGCAACUAUUACUAAAGCUGAAACAGCUUGACAGUAUGUUGGACUCCUACAAAUUAAUUACAGAUGAUCGAUUAACUAAGAAUGGUUUCCAUAUUAGGACUUUUACUAGUUCAGGAGAAUUGCAGGCUGAAAUCACCCACUUGGCCACUUCUUUACCAUUUUAUGGCAUUACAGACUUGAAAGAGAUCCUUCAACUGAUAAACAAACAAUCAGAAAGUUCCUUUUCUCCCAGUCAAUGUCGUCCACAACAAGUUCUUCAUUUCUUUCAAGGAGAAGCUGUUAGAAUUGCCAGAAAAUCCCUUCCCAAGCUGUGUAAAAACGAACUGGAAGAUUUAAUUCAGCAUUGUAAUAAUCAGCUUCCUCAGGGGUGCUCGAACUGUUUACAUAAUAAGCCAUUUUACCAUAUUUUAUAUAAUUUAAAAGAACUUCCACUAAGUCAGUCCCAGAGUGGAUAAACCUUAAUGUACAAUGUGUUUAUCAACUCCUGUGACAUAACACAUAUGAAAAAAGUUUUAAUCUUAGCACUUUCUAAAUGCUGUUUAAAACAAAUUUUAUUUUUAAACUUAAUGAGCAAUUAUUAUAUGCACAAAAUGUGAGAUUAACCAAAUAUAAUAACUCACCUAAAAAUAAAAUCUUUAAGUCUAAAUGUAUAUAGUUUUGACCUUUAAUUGUUUUUAAUCACAGAAUUAUAAACACACAAACUGCAGCCUUUACUCUUCCUAUUGUACAUAACUAGUUUGGCAUAUUAAUGUACACAUGAAAACACUGAACCAGCAUUUAGAACAACUUUUUGCAUAAAGCUUUGUUCUUUAUUAUUUUGAAGAAGGGAAAUGGAAACAUUUGUAUCUGAUAAACAAAUAAUAACCUGGACUAUAACAACCUGGGCUCUAAGGUUAUUUUUUUAGGUAUACUUUGUCUGUAGUAAAGUGACAGUAUUUUAAUUAUUACAUUAUAUCUCAUAGAUCAAAAUCCAGUAAUAAAAUCAAACACCACAGUUGGUUUUACUUCAGAAGUGUCAAUAUACACAGGAUGUGAAGUUUGAAGAUAAAAGAAAUGAGUUUUAUCUAUUAAUCACUUGUCACUUUUACAAAAAAGCUUAAAACAACCUUCACAACCUUUUUCUUUGUAUAAAGUGUAUUAAAUAUUGAUUGCUAUACAACUCUUAAAAGAAAACUACCCAUAGCUCAACAAUUUUUUUUUUACCAAAACUGCAAAUGAAUUAUCACAUUUUUUUACAAAGAUACCCACUAUUCUAACCUGUUAAAUAGUUACUGUUUCUGAUUAAAUCUUGUCCAUAAAAUUCUUUAUUACUUAUACUGUAGUAAAAAUCUAUCAAAUACAAGUUGUCGGACUUCUACAGAUUGACCACACUUUUAAAUGCAAAAAUAAUAAUAGUUUACACGUACCCUCUCGCAUUUUGACUUGUCAGAAACAACUGUAAAGCAA
Molecule: messenger RNA, 4318 nt
Organism: Limulus polyphemus (Atlantic horseshoe crab)
Lineage: Eukaryota; Metazoa; Arthropoda; Merostomata; Xiphosura; Limulidae
Product: PMS1 protein homolog 1-like
Exons: 15
Coding region: 229-3327 (1032 amino acids)
Biological process (GO): mismatch repair
Cellular component (GO): MutLalpha complex
Molecular function (GO): ATP-dependent DNA damage sensor activity; ATP hydrolysis activity; mismatched DNA binding
Source: RefSeq, a predicted model, not a curated record